ACGAACGGAUAAUCGUGGUAUUUUCAGUAAGUUUAACACUAUAAAUUGUGCAUUGGAAAUAAUGCGAAAAUGUAAAUAAUACAACAACAUAGAAUGACAUGUCUAUUCACGCGAAAGAAGUGUUGGCGUAGCGCAGUUUCACUACAGUGAUUAUACCAAAUGAUUUGUGGGGUGUUUCGGAUGUCAGUUUAUAUUGUAACUGUACUAUACGCGUGUAGCAUUCAUUCAUAUUUAUUCUAUACCUAGAAUUUAGAAAGUUUUUUUCUCAUAAAACGUGGUUCGAAAUAAUAAUCUAAUUUGUUAUUUAUUAACUGUUCGUAGCUGGAUUGUGUUUAUUUGACUUUGCUGUACAUUUGUGAAUAACAAAUAAAAUUUCCUUUUGGAAUUCAAAAAUGUGGACAAAUGCGAAGGAUUUAACUUGAGUUUGAAAACCAUUAACAUUGUAAAAUAAAAAUGAAAGCAAAUUUCCUCAUUAUAGGAAGCUUAUUACUGACCUUGACGUUGAAAUGCACAGAAGGUCAAGGUGAAACGUUUCCAAAAUGGGCGGAGGACGACUGCCGGAGAAUGCUCCGAGAAGCCACGGAAGUAUCGGUUAAAUCCCCGAGCCCUCCAAAACUUUCGGGACACUGGACGUCUUCUAGUUGUGAAAUAAGACCAGGUCCGGAGUUUGUUUUGAGGAAAUAUUUGUUCCGGCGGAAUAGUUUCCAAGCUCAGCUGUAUUACUACGCAGAUGAACACUGCAAACGUGCCACGCACUUUAUUAGUGCAAAAGGUUCAGUGAAAAUAUCCCGACCCUCAUGGAGGACCCCCGGGGCGCACGAAACCAGAUACACACUGUCAGAUAUCUCCGUCAUUCCGUACACACAAGAAAAAGCUGAACUAUUUGGUAAACUCAUGGUCAGAUACUGUAAACGUUCUGAAGUCACGUAUGUGCUUCCGUACAAAAAAUUCCCAAUCUUUCAGUUUACAAAAUAUAGUAAAAACAAUGAUAAAAAUGAUUUCAUUGAAAGUGAUUUUGAUUGUGCUAAGAUAUUUAAUUUUACAAUGAAUGAGCUACAGCUAGUUCGAAUGGAAAAGAGAAAACUGAAAUCAGCUCGUUACGGUGAUGUUUCGAGGAAAACACGUGCAAGAAGUGAGCUAUUUUUAGGUGAUAUCAGUACGAAUAUGAAGUACAGAAGACAGUACGUACCAACACACUACCAGACGCCUCUCGUGAAGUCCAAGACGCAGGGCUGCAAUGUGUGUCGCGUAAUUGCUAACGCUACGCACAUGUCACCGCCGGUACUCGACGAUCAGGGAACCAUAGAAGUUGGCCUGUAUGGCGAAUGGGUCAGUCAGAGGUGUGAGACCCGACCGAAUGGCCAGUAUCUCACUAGAUAUUUAUCCUUCUUGAAGAACAGAAAAUCGUGGCAGGGUGUGUAUGAGUUCUAUAAAGAUCCACUCUGUUCGGAAGCAACAUUCAAAAUAGAGGUCAAAGGGACGUACGUCAAAGGGCGUAGGUCAGACAAGAUACAUUCGGCGAACAAUUACCUUUUCAAGACAUCUAGGUUAAAAGUGACCGCGUUAGAUUUCCAUACUGUCAGUUACUUGAACAGUUACUAUGGAGACGGGUGUGGUAACCCGGGUACAUGGAAGCUUGGUGUAACACAAGAUGUCACGGACACAAAAGGUUGUGUCACCUUUGGCAUUUCGUUACCAAAUAUAGAAUAUGAGUUGAUGAAAACAGAAUACGAGGGUAGGAAAAGUUUCCUGUUUGUAGGUCAAAGGCCAAGUGAUUUUGUAUCUAUGGCGUCACCUAAAAAUAGACCCACCUCGUUUCAGGGUGCACUUGUUAAAUGUGGCGCGAAAAAUGACGUGUCAAACGAAUUGAAGCCAGUUUAUAAACAGUACUCAGGUCAUAGCGCUGACGAUGGUGAAAUUCAAGCAAGUACGGGUACUGUUUUAAAGCCAUCGGCAUUGAUUAUAGCGUUUAUUUAUACAUUUUGUCAAAUAUUGAAUCACAAGCUGGUGUAAUAUGAAAAACUUGCCUAUAGUGUAUUUCAUUCGUUUGGUUUUCUGAUUGGCGCUGAUUUAACUUUACGAAGACCAAACCAGCAAAGGCAGUGAUUUCGGAACUACUAGCUAGCAGUCCGAGGUAUUGUAUAAUACUAUGUGAACACUGUAUUGAAAUAGUUAGAAUGAUAAACAACAAUGGCUUUAUUCUUAAAGUCUUUAACCAAAAUGUCAUGUAACGUAUUAAAGGAAUUUGUCAAUAAAUUAAAAAAAAAAAGAUGUUGAUAAUUCACGAGUUCGGUCUGUAGUCCGACAGAUAUCGUUCUGUUUACAUCAAAUUUUCUUUUUGCGUGAUAGCGCUGUUUGCUACAUGUUUUACGUAUUUCGCACACAACAUGAGUGAUUUACAUACAUGUACAACACAGAUCUCGUCGAAUCAAUUUUAGUGAACUUUUGAGUUACCAGAAGAAUUACG
This is a messenger RNA of Mercenaria mercenaria, 2467 nucleotides long. Its product is annotated as protein APCDD1-like. The record is from RefSeq and is a predicted model, not a curated record. Lineage: Eukaryota; Metazoa; Mollusca; Bivalvia; Venerida; Veneridae. Gene Ontology annotation, cellular component: plasma membrane. The transcript is spliced from 4 exons. Gene Ontology annotation, molecular function: Wnt-protein binding. Bases 454 to 2013 code for a protein of 519 amino acids. Gene Ontology annotation, biological process: negative regulation of Wnt signaling pathway.